AUGUCUGGAGAUUUUCAAACAUCAAACCUAAAAGCUAUCCUCAAUAACCAGCAUACGUUAAAGAAUAUAAUUUUCAUCUACAGCCACAUAUACACCAUGUUAUCAUCUCUCACACUUAGAUUCUUUGGACGGACCUUGUCAAAUGUGAAGUUGAAUGCAAUGACAGGUUAUGACUGUAGCAACAAUGAAAUGACAUAUUCCUGUGCUCUGUGGCCAGAGAAUCUCAGAGAUGUGCAUGGUGACCUGGAUGGAAGGUCCAAUGAUAGUGAUCUCCAUGCUGCCCAAGUGCAUAAAAUCUACCACCUACUCCAUAAGAUACACGUGCGUCCCAGUCACAGAGUGGCCAAGAUGGGAUGCACCAUAGACACUAUCACGCUCUCUGCUCAGCAAAAGAAGCUUGCAGAUAAAAAGAUUGCAGUAAUUGUCUAUCUUCUUGACUAUUGCAAUCUGCCGCCAAGCUUUGAAAAGGAAUUCAAUGCUUUUAUCAGCAUAGAGAUGGUUGAGGCUGUUGAAAUUAGGCACCUUCCACAGUACUUCAAACAUUCUGUGACAGUCAUAACUGCCACAACUCAGCUGGAGUCGUGUUACACUGAGUAUCAGUCCACAGACUAUGCUCGACGCUACCAGUGGCCAAAUUCAUUCUGCCCAUCGGUGAUGUCUUUCAUGGUGACUGCACAGACCACAACAUCCAGGGCAUUGGUUCUGGAAAGUAACAUUAAGGGAAUGGGGAUAGAGACUCCAGAAGAACUGGAUGAGAAGACGAUUGCUGAGCAUCUUCAAGAACAGCUGCAGCUAUCAGAUCAGAGAGGAUUAGAGAUGUUUAAGUGCAAAUGGGAGUACAUGUAUGUCUAUGCUGAGGUCGGUUAUGCUAGGGCAUACAUGUCGAUGCAUUACUUCACCUUUGUGCGGCCAGGUGCCCUCGAUGAUGAGGGCAAUGAUGACAGCUGCAGUCAAACUGAAUGGCAUCAUGAAGUAAGCUCACAGAGAAGGGAUUGA
Molecule: messenger RNA, 996 nt
Organism: Laetiporus sulphureus 93-53
Lineage: Eukaryota; Fungi; Basidiomycota; Agaricomycetes; Polyporales; Laetiporaceae
Exons: 11
Coding region: 1-996 (331 amino acids)
Source: RefSeq, a predicted model, not a curated record